AUGCAACAAGAUAAUGGACAUGAAGAUAAUAAAGAAAAUAAACAAGAAAUGCAAGUUCCACCCUCUGAACAUGAGCCAACUGCAACCAUAUACAUUAAAAAUUUUGUUCGUCCUUUAACACAUACAAAAGUCCGCGAACUUUUAGAGCAAUAUGGCAAAAUCGAAUUUUUUUGGAUGGAUAAGAUUAAAUCUCAUUGUUAUGUAAAGACAUGGGUUAUGAGAUGGGGAUUGCUCCAUACUCCAUGGUAUGGGCGAAUAUAUCCGUAA
This is a messenger RNA of Entrophospora candida, 267 nucleotides long. The record is from the annotation of a GenBank genome assembly. NCBI's taxonomy places the organism in Eukaryota, Fungi, Glomeromycota, Glomeromycetes, Entrophosporales, Entrophosporaceae.